UUCUACCUUCUUAAUCUCAAAUUAUUUCCAUUUCACUCUCUGCUGCUCUUCCUUCUCUUCUCCUUUUUUUCGCUUUCGUCUGCGCAAAACCCUGUUUCUCGAUUUUUAGUUUUGAUCAUUCGUCAGUCAAAGCAAUCCAAUUCCUGCACCGGACAAAUGGCUGGGUGCAGGAUUUUGAUAAAGAAGAAGAAACCAGAUUGGCUUACUACACUACUGCGCACCAAUUUCUUUGACUCGUGUAUUGAUCACCAGGACCUGAGAAAAAAUGAAAAGAAUGUUUUCUGCAUCGACUGCAAUAUCGGACUUUGCCGUCACUGUUUGACGGCUCACUGCCUCCACCAGCGCCUUCAGAUCUGCAAAUAUGUUUAUCAAGAUGUUGUUCGCAUUCAAGAUAUGCAGAAGUACCUUGAUUGCUCUAAAAUUCAGACAUAUAAAAUCAAUGGUGAAAAAGCAGUGCAUUUGAAUCCACGGCCUCAGUUUAAAGAUUCAAAGCCAUCAACCAAAUCCAAGACUGGUGGUUCCUGUGAAGCAUGUAGAAGAUACAUACAAGACCUGCCUAAUCGCUUCUGCUCCAUUGCAUGCAAGGUGUCAGUUUUGCCAGUGAAGCCUAUAGAUGAAAGCAAGAAGAUGAUAUUUUCAAUAAAGGAGCUUCCUGAUGUUUCCUGGAAAGAAAACUACAACCACCCAGAAGCUAGUACAGAGGAAAAGGUAUCUUCACUAUCUACAAUAGAUUUCUCUGAUGAAUCUGAUCAAGCCUGGAUGAGCUCUGUUUUGAAACCCAGAAGGCAAAUACACAAGAGAAAAGGCAUUCCUCGUAGGUCUCCUCUCUGUUAAAUGCCAAAACACCAACUAAAGUUCCUUUCUCUUUCUCAAAAUUUUUUGGGUACAUCUUCUUACAAUUUGGAUUAUAUUAAGUUUAUUCAGGGAAAAAUACAAUAAUCACCAAAAAAAUCGACAAUAAUCUAUAAAUUGAAAAAAUUGAUUGAUGAAGAAAAAGUCUAGUCCUCAAUAGCCUCUGGUUUUGGUCUUUUAUAUAAUAUAUGGGUUAGUUGAGGAUAAACCCCACAAAUGUUUUGAGAGAAAAUAAUAUCAGGUGGAGGUUGUACAGCAAGAAAGAGAUGGCGAGUGUAUGGUGAUAUCGAAAACUUUUUGUAUGUAUCUUUAUUAUGAUUUUUUUAUAUAUAUAUAAAUUUUAUUGUGGGUUUUUUCCCUUUCGGUG
Molecule: messenger RNA, 1219 nt
Organism: Carica papaya (papaya)
Lineage: Eukaryota; Viridiplantae; Streptophyta; Magnoliopsida; Brassicales; Caricaceae
Product: PLATZ transcription factor family protein
Molecular function (GO): zinc ion binding
Source: RefSeq, a predicted model, not a curated record